GUCGGAUUUUUGUAAAAUUGGAUUUUGGAUAAGAGAACAGAUAAAGAAAAAGAAGAGCGUGAGAUAAAAGUGAGCCACACGAUGGAGUAUGGCCGAGUAAGCAUCGGCCGAGUAAUUGAGACGGAUCAAGUUGCAGAAGCCAUGAGAGUCUGUUUCCUUUUACUUUCUCAAGGCGACGCUCGAGCUCCUCCGCUCUGCUUUGUCGCCGAUACUUUCUUUCUUGCCACCCACACCACGAUGAGUGAGCAGAAGGCCAAGCGUUGGGUUGGAAAAUAUGAGGUUGGAGAAACGAUCGAACAAGGCACUUUCUCUAUAGUGAGGUAUGCUAAGAACACUGAGACAGGAGAAUCCGUGGCUCUUAAAAUCCUUGAUAAAGAGAAAGUUCUCAAGCAUAGCAUGUCUCAACAGAUAAAGAGAGAAAUUUCGACUGUGAAGCUGAUAAACCAUCCAAAUGUCGUGCGGCUGUAUGAGGUUUUGGCGAGCAAGGCAAAGAUGUAUAUUGUACUAGAGUUCAUCAGUGGUGGAAAGCUUUUUGACGAAAUUAAAAAUGAGGGGCGCAUGAAAGAAGAGGAAGCUCGGAGAUAUUUCCAGCAGCUUAUCAAUGCACUUGAUUACUGCCACAGCAUGGGACUGUACCAUAGAGACUUAAAGCCGGAAAACUUGCUUCUUGAUGCUCAAGGACAUCUGAAAGUUUCUGGUUUUGGAUUCACUGCCUUGUCCCAACAAGUCAGGGUUCUUAAUGAUCAAGGCUACGACGGGGCAACCGCAGACUUGUGGUCUUGUGGAGUGAUACUCUUUGUACUACUUGCUGGGUACUUGCCUUUUGAGAAUUCUAAUCCCAUGACGAUGUACAAGAAGAUCUCAGCUUCUGAAUUCAAAUGUCCUCCUUGGCUCUCUUCUGGUGCUAAGAACUUGAUCGUCCGAAUGUUGGAUCCAAACCCUACGACUCGUAUUACAAUUCCUGAGAUUUUGGAAGAUGCGUGGUUCAAGAAAGAUUACAAGCCAGCCGUGUUUGAAGAGAAGAAAGAAACAAAUUUGGCUGAUGUGGAAGCUGUUUUUAAAGAUUCCGAAGCUGUGACAGUGCAAUUGCGGUCAAAUCCCUGUGUGAUAUGUUCAGGUGGUACUACUUGCGGCGAUGUUCGUUCAAGGACCAAACUGAUGAAUGGUUUGAUAGAACGAGGGAGACCUCAAGAGGCUCAUUCCAUUUUCAACACACUUAUUGAAGAAGGCCACAAGCCAAGCAUCAUCACAUACACCACUCUUGUAACUGCAUUGACCCGCCAAAAGCAUUUCCACUCUCUCCUCUCUCUCAUCUCCAAAGUCGAGAAAAACGGCCUCAAACCCGACACCAUUCUCUUCAACGCCAUCAUCAACGCCUCGUCCGAGUCUAGAAACCUCGACCAAGCAAUGAAGAUCUUUGAAAAAAUGAAGGAAAGUGGAUGUAAACCCACAGCAAGUACAUUUAACACUCUCAUCAAAGGAUAUGGCAAAAUUGGUAAGCUGGAGGAAUCGUCAAGACUCCUGGAGAUGAUGCUACGGGAUGAGAUCCAACCAAAUGACAGAACAUGUAACAUACUUGUCCAGGCUUGGUGUAACCAAAGGAGAAUUGAAGAAGCAUGGAACAUUGUAUAUAAGAUGCAGUCUUACGGGGUAAAACCUGACGUAGUCACGUUUAACACACUUGCAAGAGCGUAUGCGCGGAUCGGGUCGACAUGUACAUCUGAGGAUAUGAUCAUACCAAGGAUGUUACACAACAAAGUUAAACCGAAUGUACGUACCUGCGCCAUCAUUAUGAAUGGCUACUGUGUAGAGGGAAAGAUGGAAGAAGCUUUGAGGUUUUUCUACAGAAUGAAGGAACUUGGAGUUCAUCCAAAUCUCUUCGUUUUUAACUCUCUAAUCAAAGGCUUCCUUGACAUCAACGACAUGGAUGGAGUUGAUGAGGUAGUGAAUCUGAUGGAAGAAUACGGAGUAAGACCUGACGUGGUAACAUUUAGCACACUGAUGAAUGCAUGGAGCUCUAUAGGAGAUAUGAAAAGAUGCGAAGAGAUAUAUGGAGAUAUGUUGGAAGGAGGAAUAGAUCCAGACGUUCAUGCGUUUAGUAUCCUUGCCAAAGGCUAUGCUCGAGCUGGAGAGCCAGAAAAGGCGGAGCAACUCUUGAAUCAGAUGAGAAAAAUCGGCGUUCGUCCGAAUGUUGUGAUCUACACAACGAUCAUAAGCGGUUGGUGCAGCACGGGUGAAAUGAAGAAAGCGAUGCAGGUAUAUAAGCAAAUGUGUGGAGUGGUUGGUUUAUCGCCUAACUUGACUACUUACGAGACUUUGAUAUGGGGAUUCGGGGAAGCGAAGCAGCCAUGGAAAGCGGAAGAGCUUCUGAUAGAUAUGGAAGAGAAGAAUGUGGUUCCCACGAGGAAGACUAUGCAGCUAAUAGCUGAUGGAUGGAAAGCUAUUGGUGUUUCUAAUACUAAUGAUGCCAAUACAGUCGGCUCUUCUUUCUCAACUUCCUCCAAACUCAAUGUCCCAAAUCAUAUUGUCUCGACGAGAAGUCCAUUGUUCUUAAAGGGAAUGCCUGAAAAACCGAAGCUAUGCAUCAAGUCCAGGUUUGGUUUGAGGAAGUCGAGGGUUUUGGUGGUGGUGUGCAGAGACCAGAUCGGGGAAUCUGGGAGAUUUGCAAAUUCAUGUAGACUUGUUUUCCUUUAGAGAUGGAGCCAAAUUAAAGGGUAAGAAAAGCUAACCAAAGGUUGUGGAAGCAAACAAUACAUUUUUUUGUACAAAAAUAUUUUGAAAGUGAAUGGGAAAAAGGAACAAACAUACAAAUGAGAUGGAUAAUGAUGCUAUUGAAAAGUUUUGGUUUCUUUUUUAUCAAAUGAGUAAAUUUGGUAUCCAUUUAGAGC
This is a messenger RNA of Thlaspi arvense, 2888 nucleotides long. NCBI's taxonomy places the organism in Eukaryota, Viridiplantae, Streptophyta, Magnoliopsida, Brassicales, Brassicaceae. The record is from the annotation of a GenBank genome assembly.